GAAUGAAAUAUGAUUAUAUCCUCUUUGCAUUACUUUCCUGCGUCGUUGAUCGGCGUGUUCUUUGUUCAACCAAGAGAAAGCCGUCAAGUCUUAAUUCGUCUGUCAACAGAAAAAAUAAGAUGGCGGACGACUUUGACGCGGAGGACGCGGUGGACGACUUGGACGACGUGGAGGAGGACGAGAACAUGGAGGAGCUGGACGCGCAGGAGGAGGAGGAGGGGGGCGAGGGCCUGGAGCUGGUGGCGCCCGGCGAGGCGGGGGGCGGAGUGCCCAAGGCGAAGCGCAUCACCACGCGCUACAUGACCAAGUACGAGCGGGCGCGGGUGCUGGGGACGCGGGCGCUGCAGAUCGCCAUGUGCGCGCCCGUCAUGGUGGAGCUGGAGGGCGAGACGGACCCGCUGCAGAUCGCCAUGAAGGAGCUGAAGCAGCGCAAGAUCCCCAUCAUCAUCCGGCGCUACCUGCCCGACAACAGCUACGAGGACUGGGGCAUCGACGAGCUCAUCAUCGUGGACCACUGAGGCCGGCCCCGUCUUCUCCGCCCUUCCCGUCCAUUCAUGUGGGCUUGUAAGAUAUACACGGUACUGAAACAUGCUUAAUCUAACAUAAUAAUAUACAUACUUGUCAUGAACACCAUUAAACUGGACUUUGUCAUAUGAAUAUCUCAUGGACUUGGUGGGUUUUCCUUGUACGCCCACGAUAUGUAUUAAUGUUUUAUUAUUAUCCGCUCACGUAAUCACAAGAGGGGUUCCUACCCCCUCCCCUCAAAAAAAAAACUAUCAUUGCAGAAUCAUAAAACACUGUUUUCAUGAUGAUGUUAGUUUUUAAAUAAGAAUCGAAAUAUAUAUUAGCUUGGAGUAUGAAUCAACAAAAUUUUGUACUCGGCCCAUCCAUAAUUAUAACUUAUUUUCAUUACUUAGUAUUUUACUUCAAUUAAGUUGCCUGUAUGAAUACCAAAUUUUGUUUGGGUAUUGUACUGUGCAGAAAUGUUUUUAAUCAUCUAGACCAACAUAAAGUAAUGGUUCGUCAUAAAUAAAAAAUUAAUCUUCAUUUUUUUUCCCUUCCAGAAACCAUAGCAUUUUAUGUAGUUUCCGCAGUGUAUAAACUUUUGAAUCUAAAUUGACUUUCUUUGGUAACAUAAUAUCACCCUGUUUGGAUGUGUUAAUAAAUACUGGCAAUAUCAAUGUAUGCUCAUAAUAUUAAUAUUUUUUGCAGUAACAAUUUAUGUAUAUUAUGUGGUAAAGUCUUGAAGUAUGAUUUCUUGGCUAUGUAAACAUGUAAAGCUGUUUAGUAGGUUAUUUACUGUAUAUUUGUGUAUGUCACCAAGAAUUUUGUGUAUUUAUUUUGACAAACAAAUUUUAAUUAUUAAAAUAUUUUCGUUUCAGUUA
Messenger RNA from Bacillus rossius redtenbacheri, 1385 nucleotides. RefSeq names its product DNA-directed RNA polymerases I, II, and III subunit RPABC2 (gene RpII18). The transcript is spliced from 3 exons. Gene Ontology annotation, cellular component: RNA polymerase III complex; RNA polymerase II, core complex; RNA polymerase I complex. Bases 3 to 518 code for a protein of 171 amino acids. Gene Ontology annotation, biological process: transcription by RNA polymerase II; transcription by RNA polymerase I; tRNA transcription by RNA polymerase III. Lineage: Eukaryota; Metazoa; Arthropoda; Insecta; Phasmatodea; Bacillidae. The record is from RefSeq and is a predicted model, not a curated record. Gene Ontology annotation, molecular function: DNA binding.